AACUGUCAAAACGAGAAAAUGAUUUACAAAUUCGUAACCAGGAAUUUACGGAUCAAAUGAAUAGUAUUUUAGAAGAAAAUGGAAACUUAAAUAAUAAAAAUAAGGAACUUAUGGAGAAUAAUAGAAGGCUCGAAAAUGACAAAAAAGCUCUAGAAGAAGAAAUAUCUACUCGUAAUGUUACUAUGACAAGAAAUCGGGAAACCAUUGAAGUUCUUGAACAUCAUAUAAGGGAGUAUGGAAAACAAAGAGUUUCCUUAGUUCAACAGAUUAGUGAACAUGAGCAAUCAAUCUCUCAACUUCAAAAAGAAAAAGAUCGGAAUUAUCUUAAUUUCGUUAAUUCAAACCAUCUGAACGAACAAAAGGAUCGGAAAAUUAAAGAAUUAAGGGAUGAGGCAUCUAAAUUGCAAGUAGCACUUGGUAGCGCAACUACUUUUCGUUUAAAUGAUGAUGAUAAAAAUAGCACUACGCAACUUAAUGCCGAUAUCGAAAACUUACAAGACUUAAUAGAGGAUUACGUUAGUAAUUUAAAAGGUGGUGUUAAUAUCGAUUUUAAUAGAAUAAACAAACUUUUAGAAACAUAUAGCUCCAAAACGAAAAUCGACCCACAGACUCCAAAUAAACCAUUAAUUAAAGCAGUCCUGCAGCGCCACGUCUUAACGAAAAUUUUAUCAUUUGCAAAUAGUUAUUUUAAUACAAUGGAUAAUCAUUCAUUUUUACUUGAAUCUAACAUUUUCAAUAAAACAAAUGAAUUGAUCGAGUCCAUUAAAAAGUUGUCAUAUGAACGUGUGGGAUCAGAUCAUGUAACCCAAGCAGCACCGAUAAAAUUGCGUCAACAAAUUUAUGCUGUACUUGGCUAUCGUGGAUUCGCUGACAUACCUGGAAAUGGUUUGCAUUCGUUUAUUGCAGAAUGUCAAGAAAAACUUAACAAUUCCAUAAAUCGAUAUCGUUCAUUCAAAGAUCCUAAAAAAAAUUCAUCACUUGAAGAAAAAGCCGUCGAAUUAAUUAUUGAAGUUAUUAGAAUAUUCUUUUUCCGUUUCAAAGUUCAGGAACCAGUUGUCCAUUUUCGUUGGUUUUCAUAUGGCUAUGGAAUAUCAAAGAAAUAUAUGAAAGUACUGUGUGACGAUGAUGAUAUAGAAGAAGCUUUUGUCGACAUUUGUUCUUUUCCAUUAAUUGGAAGAGACUUAAAUGAUGAUUCAAAACGCAAAAUAUUCACUCAUGCUAAGGUUUUUACACGAAUAGAGCCUAAAAAAAAGAGUUUGGUAAAACAAGCCUUCACUGCUACAGUUGCUACAGUUGCUAAAAGCAUUGAAAGCAUUGGUGCAAUUACCAGAGGAGAACAAAAACUCAAGAGUAAAGAUCACAGUUAUGAACGGCAUGAUCCCCAACAAUUUCAAUCUGCUCAGUAUUACGCAACGACUAAUUAUUCUACGGCACCUACUGAGAUUAACAAAAAUACUGCGAUUAAUGAAGGUUCCUCUAAAACUGAAGGUACUAGUACUGAAUCUUCUAAA
Messenger RNA from Racocetra persica, 1511 nucleotides. Lineage: Eukaryota; Fungi; Glomeromycota; Glomeromycetes; Diversisporales; Gigasporaceae. The record is from the annotation of a GenBank genome assembly.